Pipistrellus kuhlii (Kuhl's pipistrelle) is the source of this 5833-nucleotide messenger RNA. It is a transcript of the gene KDR, whose product is annotated as kinase insert domain receptor. Gene Ontology annotation, cellular component: membrane; signaling receptor complex. Bases 273 to 4325 code for a protein of 1350 amino acids. NCBI's taxonomy places the organism in Eukaryota, Metazoa, Chordata, Mammalia, Chiroptera, Vespertilionidae. Gene Ontology annotation, biological process: positive regulation of angiogenesis; protein phosphorylation; cell migration. The transcript has 30 exons. The record is from RefSeq and is a predicted model, not a curated record. Gene Ontology annotation, molecular function: ATP binding; growth factor binding; vascular endothelial growth factor receptor activity.
CCUGGCGAGCGGGCGGUGUGUGGCUGGGUUUCCUCUACAAAGUCCGGAGUUGCCCUGCAGCCGGCACCUCCUCUGCUCCCUCUGCUCCCAGCGCCCGCAGGCGGUCCCGCAGCGGAGGCCGGAGCCGGGCGCCCUCCUCGCCCCGCGCACCCCGCGGUCCUGCGCUGCAGCGCGGUCCCACCUCCGCCGCUUGUCUGCGGGGCGGGCCGGGGAGACAGGACCGGCGCCCCGGCUCUGGGCUCUGGGCACGGCCCGCCGCACCCGGGUGCGGGAUGGAGCGCAAGGCGCUGCUGGCCGUCGCGCUGUGGCUCUGCGUGGAGACCCGGGCUGCCUUUGUGGGUUUGCCUGGUGUUUCAAGUGACCCACCUAGACUCAGCGUACAAAAAGACAUCCUUACAAUUAUGGCUAAUACAACUCUUCAGAUUACCUGCAGGGGACAGAGGGACUUGGACUGGCUCUGGCCCAACAAUCAGAGCAGCUCUGAGAAAAGAGUGGAGGUGACUGACUGCAGUGACGGCUUUUUCUGUAAGAUGCUCACAAUCCCCAAAGUGAUCGGAAAUGACACUGGAGACUACAAGUGCUUCUACCAGGACACUGGUGUGGCCUCGAGUGUUUAUGUCUACGUUCAAGAUUACAGGUCUCCAUUUAUUGCUUCUGUUAGCGACCAGCAUGGAGUUGUGUACAUCCUGGAGAACAAAAACAAAAGUGUGGUGAUUCCAUGUCUUGGGUCCGUUUCAGACCUCAAUGUGUCACUUUGUGCAAGAUAUCCAGAAAAGAGGUUUUUUCCUGAUGGUAACAGAAUUUCCUGGGACAGCAAGAAAGGCUUUACUAUUCCCAGCUACAUGAUCUUCUAUGCAGGCAUGGUCUUCUGUGAAGCAAAAAUUAAUGAUGAAACUUACCAGUCUAUUAUGUACAUAGUUGUGAUUGUAGGGUCAAAGAUUUAUGAUGUCGUUCUGAGCCCUGCUCACAAAGUCGAACUGUCUGUUGGAGAGAAGCUUGUUUUAAAUUGUACGGCAAGGACUGAACUAAAUGUGGGGAUUGACUUCAACUGGGAAUACCCUUCUUUGAAGCAUCAGCAUAAGAAACUUGUGAACCGGGGGGACCCAAACACCCAGUCUGGGAUUGACAUGAAGAAAUUCUUGAGCAUCUUGACUAUCGAUAGUGUAACCCGGAGUGACCAAGGGUGGUACACCUGCGAGGCUUCCAGUGGGCUGAUGACCAAGAGGAACAGCACAUUCGUCAGGGUCCAUGAAAAACCUUUUGUCGCUUUUGGUAGUGGCAUGGAGUCUCUGGUGGAAGUCUCGGUGGGAGACCGGGUCCGAAUCCCUGUGAAGUACCUUGGUUACCCGCCGCCAGAAAUAAAAUGGUUUAAAAAUGGAAGACCCAUUGAGUCCAAUCACACAAUUAAAGUGGGGCAUGUAUUGACGAUUAUGGAAGUGAGUGAAAAGGACACAGGAAAUUACACGGUUAUCCUUACCAAUCCCAUUUCAAAGGAGAAACAGAGCCACAUGGUGUCUCUGGUUGUGAAUGUCCCACCCCAGAUUGGUGAGAAAUCUUUGAUCUCCCCCAUGGAUUCUUACAAAUAUGGCACUACCCAAACGCUGACUUGCACCGUCUAUGCAGUUCCUCCCCCGAGUCACAUCCUCUGGUACUGGCAGCUGGAGAAGGACUGCACCUUCAACCCCAGUCAAGCUGCCUUAAUGACGAAUCCAUACACCUGUAAAGAGUGGAGAAACGUGGAGGAUUUCCAGGGAGGAAAUAAAAUUGAAGUAAACAAAAACCAGUUUGCCCAAAUUGAAGGAAAAAACAAGACUGUAAGUACCCUUGUCAUCCAGUCGGCAAAUGUGUCAGCUUUGUACAAAUGUGAAGCGGUCAACAAAGCUGGCAAAGGAGAGAGGGUCAUCUCCUUUCACGUGACCAAGGGUCCUGUAAUCACUCUGCAGCCUGAUACCCAGCCAACCGAGCAGGAGAGCGUGUCUCUGUGGUGCAGCACAGACAGAAGCACAUUUGAGAACCUCACCUGGUACAAACUUGGCCCACAGGCCCUACCCACACCUGUUUGCAAGCACUUGGACGCCCGUUGGAAAAUGAAUGCCACCAUGUUCUCUAAUAGCACAAAUGACAUUUUGAUCAUGGAGUUCCAGAACGCAUCCUUGCAGGACCAAGGAGACUACGUCUGCUUUGCUCAGGACAGGAAGACCAAGAAAAGGCAUUGUGUGGUCAGGCAGCUCACAAUCCUAGAGCGCAUGGUGCCCAUGAUGACAGCAACCCUGGAGAAUCAGACCACAAGUAUUGGUGAAACCAUCGAAGUUUCCUGCCCAGUGUCUGGGAAUCCCCCUCCACAGGUUUCCUGGUUUAAAGAUAAUGAGACGCUUGUGGAAGACUCAGGGAUCGUACUGAAAGAUGGGAACCGGAACCUAACUAUCCGAAGGGUGAGGAAGGAGGAUGAGGGCUUAUACACCUGCCAGGCAUGCAAUGUUCUUGGAUGUGCUAAGGUGGAGGCGUUUUUCAUCAUAGAAGGUGCUCAGGAAAAGACCAACUUGGAAGUCAUUAUUCUAGUGGGCACUGCAGUGAUUGCCAUGUUCUUCUGGCUACUUCUUGUCAUUGUUCUACGGACUGUUAAGAGGGCCAAUGGAGGGGAACUGAAGACAGGCUACUUGUCCAUCGUCAUGGAUCCAGACGAACUCCCCUUGGAUGAACACUGUGAACGCCUGCCUUAUGAUGCCAGCAAAUGGGAAUUCCCCAGAGACCGGCUGAAACUAGGUAAGCCUCUUGGACGUGGUGCCUUUGGCCAAGUGAUUGAAGCAGAUGCCUUUGGAAUUGACAAGACAGCGACGUGCAAGACAGUGGCCGUCAAAAUGUUGAAAGAAGGAGCAACACACAGUGAACACCGAGCCCUCAUGUCUGAACUCAAGAUCCUCAUUCAUAUUGGCCAUCAUCUCAAUGUGGUCAAUCUUCUAGGCGCCUGUACCAAGCCAGGAGGCCCACUCAUGGUGAUUGUGGAAUUCUGCAAGUUUGGGAACCUAUCAACUUACUUAAGGAGCAAGAGAAAUGAAUUUGUCCCCUACAAGACCAAAGGGACACGAUACCGUCCAGGGAAAGAAUACGUUGGGGAAAUAACCAUGGAUCCUAAACGCCGCUUGGACAGUAUCACCAGCAGCCAGAGCUCAGCCAGCUCUGGAUUUGUUGAGGAGAAGUCCCUCAGUGAUGUGGAGGAGGAGGAAGUUUCUGAAGAUCUGUACAAGAACUUCCUGACCUUGGAGCACCUCAUCUGUUACAGUUUCCAAGUGGCUAAGGGCAUGGAGUUUUUGGCAUCUCGGAAGUGUAUCCACAGGGACCUGGCGGCACGGAAUAUCCUCUUGUCGGAGAAGAAUGUGGUUAAAAUCUGUGACUUUGGCCUGGCCCGGGAUAUUUACAAAGACCCUGAUUAUGUCCGAAAAGGAGACGCACGCCUCCCUUUGAAAUGGAUGGCUCCGGAAACCAUUUUUGACAGAGUGUACACGAUUCAGAGUGACGUGUGGUCUUUUGGUGUCUUGCUCUGGGAGAUAUUUUCCUUAGGUGCUUCUCCAUAUCCUGGAGUGAAGAUUGAUGAGGAAUUUUGUAGGCGAUUGAAAGAAGGCACUAGAAUGAGGGCACCUGAUUAUACCACACCAGAAAUGUACCAGACCAUGCUUGACUGCUGGCACGGGGAGCCCAAUCAGAGACCCACGUUUUCAGAGCUGGUGGAACAUUUGGGAAAUCUGUUACAGGCUAAUGCUCAGCAGGAUGGCAAAGACUACAUUGUCCUUCCGAUAUCGGAGACUUUGAGCAUGGAAGAGGAUUCUGGACUCUCUCUGCCCACCUCACCUGUUUCCUGUAUGGAGGAAGAGGAAGCCUGCGACCCCAAAUUCCAUUAUGACAACACAGCAGGAAUCAGUCAGUAUCUGCAGAACAGUAAGCGAAAGAGCCGGCCUGUGAGUGUAAAAACAUUUGAAGACAUCCCAUUGCAAGAACCAGUAGUAAAAGUAAUCCCAGAUGACAACCAGACGGACAGUGGUAUGGUUCUUGCAUCAGAAGAGCUGAAAACCUUGGAAGACAGAAACAAAUUAGCUCCAUCUUUUAGUGGACUGAUGCCCAGCAAAAGCAAGGAAUCCGUGGCAUCUGAAGGCUCCAACCAGACCAGUGGCUACCAGUCUGGGUAUCACUCAGAUGACACGGACACCACCGUGUACUCCAGCGAGGAGGCAGAACUUUUAAAGCUGAUGGAGAUGGGACUGCAGGCUGGCAGUGCAGCCCAGGCUCUCCAGCACGACUCUGGGACCGCACUGAGUACUCCUCCUGUUUAAAAGGAGGUGCCCAACCACACCCCCCCCGCCCCCCCCCCACCCCCCCCCCGGAAAUCACAUGUGAGGUGCUGCUCAGAUUUUCAAGUGUUGUUCUUUCCACCACCAGGAAGUAGCCACAUUUGAUUUUCAUUUUUUUUUUUUUUUUCUAAACAAAAAAAGGACCUCAGACUGCAGGGAGCCAGCCCCUCGGCAUUUCCUGACAAGAUGCCUGUGACCCAAGAAUGUGUUGUGUCUUCUCCCAGUGUUGACCCUGUUCUCCUUUUCAUUCAUUUAAAAAGCACGUAUGAUGCUCCCUGUUGAGGGUCUCCCCACAGGUUAUAACAGGAGAAAUUCAAGAAAUGGCUUCGUCCUCCAAGAAGUAGCCAUACCUGGGGCGCUGACACCUCUGUAAAACAGGAGCUGAUCCAGGCAGUGGAAGUGCGUUUGGUUUUUGAAGAUUUUGGUGUUGAAUGUCCCUAACUGUUUUGAGGGACAGACCGUUUGGGUCGAGGCCAUCUGAGAAGCUUUGUUUAGGAUGUAGGUCCUGAGCCAAGACUUACCUGUGGGGUUUGGACUGAUAGAAAGGGAGAUGUCGGCUUGCUUGGAGAGCCUAUUGGAGCCUGCAAAUGCAUUGUGUUUGGCUCUGGGGGAGGUGAGCAGCGGGUCUGCAAGGGAAUGUAAAGGCUUCGGACGAACUUGCUGGUUUUAGAAGGUUGCGUGAUCGUCCCGGUUGGGCUAAAUGAGAGUUCCUUGUGCUGUUUCCGCCUCCUAAUGAGAGUUCCUUCCGGACUCUUACGUGUCUCUUGGCCGAGCCCCAGGAAGGAAAUGAUGCAGCUCUGGCUCCUUGUCUCCCAGGCUGAUCCUUUGUUCAGACACACCACAAAGAAAGGACACUCAGAAGAGGCCCCCUGUCGCGCUGAAGAAUCCUGACUGCACAAACCAGCUUCGGAUUUCUUGUGGAUGAAUACCCGCAUAUCUGUCCCGACGUGAGCCUGAAUGCAGCAGGUUCCGUGUCAAGCUGUGGUGUCAAGGCCUCAGAAAGGAGUUUACCGUUCUGUUCCUCUUGCCUCCUGUGCCAUCCCCCUCCCGUUCACCCCGACCAGUCAGUGUGUCAGUCAUUUGGCCUCUACACCCUAGUCAAUGCUGAUUUGUUUACUCUCUGAGUAAUUAUUAGUCAGACCUCAAAAUUAUUGUAUAGCCAAAGUUAUAACAACACCUAUUGUAUUGUUUAGACUUUUAACAUGUAAAGCUAUCUCUACUGGUUUCUUCUUUUGUUGUUUCCUUUAAAAAAAAACAAAAAAAAACCCAACAAAAUGUAUUUUUCGUUUGGUACCAUAGUGUGAGAUGCUGGGAACCAUGACUAAACCAUGCUAUGGCACAUAUAUUUAUAGUCUGUUUAUGUAGAAACAAAUGUAAUAUAUUAAAACGGUAUAUAUAGUGAACUUUGUACUAUUCACAUUUUGUAUCAGUGUAUGUAGCAUAACAAAGGUCAUAAUGCUUUCAGCAAUUGAUGUCAUUUUAUAUAUAUA